AUGGAUCUCAAGAAGCUGGUAAAAGCUGAUCUGUUAUUGUUAUGCGAAGAAUUGGGGGUCGAUACAGAUGGCGCACAGCGGAAGCCAUGCAUCAUAGCGCCUAUAAAGGAGUCUGGUGCCGACGAUGACGAGAUUGCAGAAUGUUGGGAGCUUGUUAAGGAACAAAAAAGUGAAAAGUCCCGUAAAAUAGAGGCCGAAGCCCAAGAGCGUCAGAGGGAGAGAGAGCUCGAGUGUAGAAGACUUGAACUAGAGAAAGAAAUUGAACUCAAGAAACUCGAGCUCGAGAUGAAACGGCUGGAGGGAAGACCGGCGUCGGAGACAGGUUGCUACGAUCGAGAUAGGAUUAAAAUGUCGAAGUUGCUGCAACCUUACAAGAUGGGGGAAGACAUUGGGUUGUUCCUAGUAAACUUUGAAAGGACCUGUGAGAAAGUUCGCAUCGCAAAGGAUUUGUGGCCGUCCCGUUUGUUGACUGUGCUCCCUUGCGAGGCCGCCGACGUCAUAGCUCGUCUUAGUGCAGAGGAUGCCGAUGAUUAUGACAAGGUUAAGGACAGUUUGCUCAGAAAGUAUCGGCUUUCCAUAGAGGCGUUUAGGCAGCGUUUUCGAGCCUCAGUGUUAGAGAAAGGACAGAGCUAUUCAGAGUUUGCGUACGGUCUGAAAGCUAAUAUGUCAGAGUGGCUAAAGAGAGCCAAAGCUUUCGGAAAUCACGACAAGGUGGUGGAAUGUUUUUAUUUGGAACAGUUUUAUCAGGGUAUUCCGGAAGAUGUGCGUUAUUGGGUUCAGGAUCGUGAAGAAUCUAAGACGCUUGAGAAGGCGGCUGAACUAGCACAGGAAUAUGCCAUGCGCAGGGAAGCACGAGGUUAUGGAAAGCUCUAUCAUGGGAGCCGUGAGUCGUUAAAAAAGGGUCCCGAAGAAAACUCCCGGUUCAGAAAAAUGAGAAUGAACAACCCAAAAGAGAUGGGUCCGAGCGAACAAAGAGAGGAGACAAUUCCAAAAACCGCAGAUGAGGGCCCCAUAAAUGGGGAAACUGAGCGGAGAGGGACGCACCGUGAGCUCGAGCGUCGACGACCGCUAGUGUGUCACCGCUGCAAAAGGCCAGGUCAUAUCGCAGCAAGGUGUAGGAACCGGGCAGUAGCGUUUUCGUAUGUUACAGAUGAUGACGAAAACUUACGGUUGCUUAGGCCAUACUUGUUUGAGUUGGAGGUAAAUGACAAGCCAUGUCGAGCCCUUCGGGACAGCGCCGCCACAAUGGAUAUAGUCCACCCAUCGUAUAUUAACCGCGAACACCUCACUGGUGAUGUAGCCUGGAUUAAGCAGGUGGUGGAGGAGGAAAGUGUGUGCCUCCCGGUCGCUGCGGUGACGAUCAACGGUCCUUUCGGAGAAAUCCGCACGGAGGCAGCGGUAUCGGAUAAUUUAUCGACUACCCGUAUUUGUUUUCAAAUCGCUCUGCGGAACUCCUGCGUGAGAGAGGCUUAA
This is a messenger RNA of Ornithodoros turicata, 1473 nucleotides long. RefSeq lists its product as uncharacterized. The record is from RefSeq and is a predicted model, not a curated record. The transcript has a single exon. Gene Ontology annotation, molecular function: nucleic acid binding; zinc ion binding. Bases 1 to 1473 code for a protein of 490 amino acids. Lineage: Eukaryota; Metazoa; Arthropoda; Arachnida; Ixodida; Argasidae.